ACAAUGCUGGCGGUGGAUCCGGUGGACCACCCCCGCAACCGCCGCCGCAGGCAGGCGGAUCAGAUAAGACAGGCCCGUGAAGAGACCCGGCGCAAGGAGGAGCUGCGCCGCAAGAUGGAGGAGUUCCGGCGGAAGCGGGAGGCCGAGCAGCGUGAGAAGCAGAAGCAGCGCGAGCGCGAGGCCAUGGAAAAGGAGCUGCGGGAACGUCGAGAGCAGCUCGAGAAAGAGAUGGCCGCCGCAAAGGAGGCGGCCGCCCGGGAGGCGCGCGAACGAGCAGAGCGCGAAGCCGCCGAGGCCCGGGCCAAGGCGGAGAGGGAGGCUGCGGAAACGCGAGCCAGGGUCGAACGAGAAGCAGCGGAGGCGCGUGCGAAAGCGGAGAAAGAAGCCGCCGAGGCACGCGCCAGAGCAGAACAGGCGCGAAAACAAGCUGAGCGAGAAGCAGCUGAAGCGCGUGCCAGAGCGGAGCGGGAAGCGGCUGAAGCACGGGCCAAAGCCGAGCAAGAGGCCCGGGAAGCGCGGGAGCGAGAAGCGCGGCGGGCAGCGGAAGCCCGCCAACGAGAGGCGCGCCGCGCCGCGGAGGCCAAGGCCCGGGCGGAGCGAGAGGCCGCCGAAGCCAAGGCCAAAGCGGAGAAGGAGGCGGCGGAGGCCAAGGCUAGAGCGGAGAAGGAGGAGGCUGAACGGAAAGCAGCAGCCAAGAAAGAGGCGGACGCCAAAUUUGCGGCCCUCAAGGAGGCGGCCGCGAAGAAGUACGCCGAGAAGAAAGCCAAAGAUGCCCAAGAAGCGGCGGCCAAGGAAGCUGCUGCGGCUGCCGCCAACCAGAAGGCAUCCAGCACGUCCACUCCACGCAGUCCAUCCCCCAAGAAACCCACAUACACCCGCAGCACUACCACCGACACCGACAGUGCAUACUCCUUCCGACCCCAAGACCGCGCCCGCCGACCCUACGGCGGCGCGUCCUCCGUUUACUCCGACUCCUCCUACGCCCCAUCCCAAUCUACCGCCCGCACCACUCCUCCGCCGUCCAACCGCGGCGCCUACGAAACCAAAGACCCCGACAAGAUCGUCAUCAAGGGCGUCUUUGAAUUCAACAACAGCUUCGUCCGCAGUCCUGUGGCCCAGCUCGUCUCCGGCCAGGGGAUGGUAUCCGACGGCCUCGUCUUGCGGAUAACAACAGAAGGUCUCUUCAUUGACGACGAAGUACGCGGGGUCGGCCAACGCGAAUGGGACAUUAAAGCCUGGACCAUGAACCUGGUGGAAGUGUGGUGUCCUCAAUACGGCAACCAGCGUCAACCUCCCAAGCCCCCACCCGGUCCCUUCAACCGACGCUCGAACGAGCCCACGCCGGAAGAAUCCGAAGCGUACUUGGGCAAUCUGCUCAAGGUAUGUAAGAAUACCUGCCGACUAUCAACAGGGGGCGGGGAAGAGCAACGAAUUCUUCAUGUGCUGCGGGCUUCGGUACGAGACCAAGAAGGCAAACGGUAUGUGUUUGUGUUGCAGGAAACGGAGGGAUGGAAAGUGGCGAUUGGAUUACAGAGAUUGAGGCGGGGGACGUUGUCGAGGGCACUAGGGGUGACAGGGUUGGGGGUGAAUGAGAGUCGGAUGAUUCUGUCGGGGUUAGGAUAUGAGUGAUGCGAUUUCUUAUUCUCUGUUUGUUUGCUUUCCCAGUAUGAUGUUGGUAUGAUUGUUCUGAUUUCAGAUAUCCCUAUGUUGAUAUGAUGCAU
Molecule: messenger RNA, 1721 nt
Organism: Aspergillus ibericus CBS 121593
Lineage: Eukaryota; Fungi; Ascomycota; Eurotiomycetes; Eurotiales; Aspergillaceae
Exons: 2
Source: RefSeq, a predicted model, not a curated record